AGGGUUUAGAGUGAGUUUGUGCAUAUGUAUUUUCCAUAGUAUUGAAAAGAUACCUUUACAAUUAAUUAAUGCUGGAUGUAUAUGCCCUUCAACUUUUGGAUUUCGGCCCAAUCAGUAUUUGGUUUGGACUCCUCUUUCCCGUAUGCCUUGUCUGCCUCCGACUCGGAGUACAAUAAUACGGCAUCCGAUUCGACUCGGAGUACAUACGCGUCCGGGGCGAACACAUUGCCCCAGCCCUUAUAUACGGCCGUGCGUAGGUGGUCGAGUAUCACGUUCUAGCUGUCCUGUUUUGGCAUAUAGUUUGUAGUGAAAGCAGCAUUGCAGCAUAAACUUUCGUCUGCACUCUUGCUGAUCGAUCCAUAUAUAUCGAUUGAGACGGGAGAGGAAGGUAUGGCGAUCGCCGGAGCAAACAUGUGGGCUCUCCUUCUCGACAAAGACCCUGGCCACAGCGCGGCGGCUACUGACCUCGCCGUCGACGUCGUGGAACAAAAGCUCAAGAAAGCCGCCGCCGUCACUGCCGUCAAGGUGGAGGAGGCGCCAUCGGCUCAUAACGUCGCCAAGCCGGCGAAGCGUCUCAACAGUGCCAAGAUGAAUACGAAAAGCGCCGCCGGGUGCAGCAAGCAUGCUGAGCCAGCGUCGGUUGCCACCGCGGAGGGCGGCGGCAAGGUGCAGAUCAACGGCGCGGCUGGGGACAGCAAGCAGGCCGCGGCGGCGGACGACGACGAGGAGCUGACCAACAUGUGGAUGCGCAGAUACUAUUUAUCAGAAGAGGCGAGUAAAGAAAAAGAGGAAGAAGCGAUGUUUUCCGUGGUCGCGGCCCGUGGCGGCCGCCGCCGGACGGUGGCACCGCGGACAGGCAAGCCGACCGUCGCGGAAGACGUCACGGUCACCGGCGCCAACAUGUGGGCUCUCCUCAGCGACGAAGAGACCGCCGAGGUAGAAGAGGCGCCGCCGGCUGAUAACAUCGACGGUGCGACUGUCGGCGUCCGUUCAGGUCCAGGUAAUGGCGCCAAGCCCGCAAAACGUCGCAAGAAGACUAAGACGGCGAAGAAGAAGAAAACAGAGACCCCCGCUGCACCGCCGACUGAACUAGACGAGGAGAUGAGUGAAGAGGAAGAGGAAGAGGAAAUGGGCGGCGAGAUUGCCACAGGCGGCAGCCGCUGCCGGACGGUGGUCUCGCGUGUAUGCAGGGCGUUCGUCGCGGUGGCGCUCUUGGGCCUGUACUGCCGGUUCGCGUCCGCGCCUCCAGUUUAACAUAGUCUGAUAGUCUAGUUCUCUUUUCUUAGUCUGAAUUGUGUCUAGUUUCUAUGAUUUUUCCUUGUUUUUCGGUAGUCUUUUUUGGUCGCUGCGUAA
This is a messenger RNA of Lolium perenne, 1353 nucleotides long. NCBI's taxonomy places the organism in Eukaryota, Viridiplantae, Streptophyta, Magnoliopsida, Poales, Poaceae. The record is from RefSeq and is a predicted model, not a curated record.